This is a messenger RNA of Hordeum vulgare subsp. vulgare (domesticated barley), 1931 nucleotides long. RefSeq lists its product as uncharacterized. NCBI's taxonomy places the organism in Eukaryota, Viridiplantae, Streptophyta, Magnoliopsida, Poales, Poaceae. The record is from RefSeq and is a predicted model, not a curated record. The transcript has 5 exons. The coding region runs from base 134 to 1612 and encodes 492 amino acids.
UUACGCGCCCUCAUUUCCAUUCCCCUCUCUCCGCCGACGCCUCCUCCCCCCUCCUUCCCACCCCCACGCCGCGCUAGGGCUUACCAAACCCCCCAGGGGCGGGCGGUGGUGAUUCUUGCUGCCUGCGAGGAGGAUGCAGGCCACCGGGAGCGUGACUUGGGUCGUCGGCGCCCAGGCGUCCGUCUUGGGGAGAUGCAGCGGCGGGGUGCCCUACCCUUCGCCGUCGUCUUCUGCUUCCUCUGUCAGGUCCCAGGGGCUCGGCACGGUGCGGUGCUCCGUGCAGGCGCAGGAGAAGAAGCCACGGGUUAGGAAGACUAAGGAGGAGCGGAGGGAGAUGGUUGAGUCCUUCGUUGACACGUAUCGGGUUUCAAACAGCGGGAAGUUUCCUUCAGUCAAUCUUACACACAAGGAGGUUGGAGGAUCAUAUUAUAUAGUCCGUGAGAUUAUGAGAGAUAUCAUCCAAGAGAACAGAGUUCUUGGCCCUGGUGACUUGAAUGCUAAGACAUUGAGUUUUGAGGAUUGCCCUGAUUCUUCAGAAUUAUCAAAUAGGCAUGAAUUGGGCCAAGACAACAUAGAGAUAUUAGAUAUGUCUGAUGGGUAUCAUGGCAACAAAGAUUCUGUGUUGGAAAUGUCUGACAAGGGUGAAGCAUUUUCAUUGCAAACGAAUUUCAUCAGCACUGAACAGUUCCUGACUUCAUCUGAUAUCUUGGAAUCUGGUAUUCUGAACAGUGUACUCCACAAUGGGAAUGUAGAAGAUGCAACAUGCUUGGAGCCAAACCUUGAGAAACAAGAUGAAGCCUUGCGUGGGAAACCAAGGGAGUCUCAGACUAAGAGUUCUGAAAUGCAAGCCCCAUCUCUUGCUCAUGUUUCUGAUUUGCAUAAAGAAACUGAGCUCAACAAUGCAGGGGAUGCACAUGACGAAACAACCAGUAGCAUCACUGAUGAGGUUACUCUUUCCUCAGAACCUAGUGUAGUUUCUCAAACAAACGGUGCACUUCUACAUGAGCAUGUGACACUACCUGACGAUUGUGGUGGCAUAACUAAUACUGCUGUCGAUGAAGCUAUUGGUUGCUCAGAAAAUAAUGGUGUUCUUCAGACAGAUCGGAUCCUUAUACAGGAGCAUGAGAUAUUACCUGAAACAGCAAGUAUCAAGACAGAAGUUGUUAAGAUUGCAGAUAGCCAAUUUAGAUCUGCAACAUCUGCAACUCAAAUGGAUGCUUAUACCUUGAAUACAAGUGCAGCAACAAUGGAAUCCGCUGCGUCCAUUGAUCAUCAUGAUGUGCUUGAGCCACCACUGAUCAAUGCCAGCCCUAACCAACAACGAAUGUCAGAAGAUCUUGCCUCUCAUCCAGCAAUGGAUACAAAGGGUUUUUUGCAAAAGGAAGACAACCACAACAUGGUAGAGAAAGAUGGAAGUGAAUUCAAGAUAUCAGUAUCUGGCAUCACAGAAGAAGAGCGCGAGGCAAGCAAGGCCAAUCAUGAACAUGUGAUAAGUGCGACAACAGCGAUCAGCAGGAGAACUGGGAAGGGACAGCAGAAGAAAGAGGACAACCUAUUUUGGCUUAUCGUAAGGGCAUUUGUUGUUUCUAUGUCCAAGUUGUGGGCAAAAUGAUUGAUGGGCGAAAUGCAUCUUCAUCUGAUACCGCUGCGCUGCAUGGGAUGUCUUCCUGCCUACUAAGAAACGAGAAGCACUUUGUGAAGCUCCAUUCUCCCCAAUGCAUAUAGAUGUUCUUCUUGCGCAGCACUUAGGGUGUUUUGUUAUGCUUGGUUUAGUUUAUAGCCUAAUUUUGUAGUUCAGAUGUAUUGGUCAACUUGCUCUGCUGUGUCAAGUUGACACUGCCAACUCUAGCGUACUGAGGAAUUUCUCAUUUUGUAAGAGUACGAUUUGUCCUGAGAUCUGAAAGAAGCAGUUCGUACAUUCACCGAUUUAA